Grus americana (Whooping crane) is the source of this 9063-nucleotide messenger RNA. It is a transcript of the gene SLC6A2, whose product is annotated as solute carrier family 6 member 2. The coding region runs from base 89 to 1975 and encodes 628 amino acids. Lineage: Eukaryota; Metazoa; Chordata; Aves; Gruiformes; Gruidae. Gene Ontology annotation, molecular function: norepinephrine:sodium symporter activity; dopamine:sodium symporter activity; neurotransmitter:sodium symporter activity. The transcript has 14 exons. The record is from RefSeq and is a predicted model, not a curated record. Gene Ontology annotation, biological process: dopamine uptake involved in synaptic transmission; sodium ion transmembrane transport. Gene Ontology annotation, cellular component: neuronal cell body membrane; neuron projection; plasma membrane.
AGUCGCCUCCAGCGGGAAGUGCACUUCCGUUAUCUGCGCUCCCACACCCCGCCUCGCCCGCUCCCCCUCCUCAGCUCGCUCUCUCUGGAUGUUUAAGGCAAGGAUGAACAAACAGAUCCAGCCCGACCGCAAAGUGUCGGUGGUGGCCCCCUUGCCGGAGCGCGCGGGGCCGCCGCCCCCGAGGAAGGACGUGGAGCUGAUCCUGGUGAAGGAGCACAACGGGGUCCAGUACACCAGCAGCAACCUCCUGCCCGCCGCCCCCGCGCCGCACUACGGCGCCCAGGACAGGGAGACCUGGGGCAAGAAGAUCGACUUCCUCCUCUCCGUCAUCGGCUUCGCCGUGGACCUGGCCAACGUCUGGCGAUUUCCCUACCUCUGCUACAAAAAUGGAGGGGGUGCUUUUCUUAUUCCCUAUAUCCUCUUCUUAAUCAUUGCUGGAAUGCCCCUGUUCUAUAUGGAAUUAGCGCUGGGACAGUACAACCGAGAAGGGGCUGCCACUGUGUGGAAAAUCUGUCCAGUUUUCAAAGGUGUAGGCUAUGCAGUGAUACUCAUAGCUCUUUACGUGGGUUUCUACUACAACGUUAUCAUAGCUUGGUCUCUGUAUUAUCUAUUUUCAUCAUUCACAUUUGAGCUCCCCUGGACAAACUGCGACAACAGUUGGAACAGCCCAAACUGUACAGAUCCCAAACUCUUCAAUGCAUCAGUGCUUGGCAAUGGUACCAAAUACUCAAAGUACAAGCUCACUCCUGCAGCUGAAUUUUAUGAGCGAGGAGUUCUGCACCUGCACGAAAGCCGUGGAAUCCAUGACCUUGGCUUGCCUCGCUGGCAACUUUCCCUCUGCCUCUUGGUGGUGGUAAUCAUUCUUUUCUUUAGCCUGUGGAAAGGCGUGAAGACUUCAGGAAAGGUUGUUUGGAUAACAGCCACUCUGCCUUAUGUUGUAUUAUUUGUCUUGUUAAUACAUGGAAUAACCCUGCCUGGUGCAUACAAUGGAAUAAAUGCAUACCUGCACAUAGAUUUCAGAAGACUGAAAGAAGCCACAGUAUGGAUUGAUGCAGCUACUCAGAUAUUUUACUCCUUAGGAGCUGGGUUUGGCGUUUUAAUUGCAUUUGCCAGUUACAAUAAGUUUGACAACAACUGUUACAGGGAUGCUUUGCUGACUAGUACCAUUAACUGUGUCACAAGCUUCAUCUCAGGAUUUGCAAUUUUCUCCAUAUUGGGCUACAUGGCUCAUGAGCACAAAGUUAAAAUUGAGGAUGUAGCCACUGAAGGAGCUGGUUUAGUUUUCAUCCUGUAUCCAGAGGCAAUUUCAACUCUUUCAGGAUCUACCUUUUGGGCUGUUGUAUUCUUCAUCAUGCUCCUUACUCUUGGCAUCGACAGUUCUAUGGGUGGAAUGGAGGCUGUCAUCACUGGCUUGGCAGAUGAUUUCCAAAUUCUGAAGCAGCAUAGAAAGCUCUUUACCUUUGGUGUUUCUUUUGGCACUUUCCUACUUGCCCUUUUUUGCAUCACAAAAGGUGGAAUUUAUGUGCUCACACUCCUGGACACAUUUGCAGCUGGGACUUCGAUAUUGUUUGCUGUUCUAAUGGAGGCAAUUGGAGUUUCCUGGUUUUAUGGUGUGGACAGAUUCAGUGAAGAUAUCCAACAAAUGAUGGGCUUCAAGCCAGGCCUCUACUGGAGACUGUGCUGGAAAUUUGUUAGCCCUGCUUUUUUAUUGUUUGUUGUCAUAGUCAGCAUAAUAAAUUUCAAACCUUUGACCUACGAUGACUACACCUUCCCUCUCUGGGCAAAUCGCAUUGGCUGGGGAAUAGCAUUAUCUUCAAUGAUACUUGUGCCUGCCUAUAUUAUCUAUAAAUUUAUGAAUGUGCGUGGGACCUUUAAAGAAAGACUAGCUUACUGCAUCACACCUGAAAAUGAGCACCAACUCGUGGCCCAAGGAAAUGUCAGGCAGUUUAAGCUUCAACACUGGCUAACAAUAUGACAACCAACAGGUUGAGAAAAAAGCCAAUAUGUUAAGCUAAACUGGGAAUACAGAAAAGUCAAGUUCAAAGCUCCCUCAAUCAUGCUUGGACCAGGCUGGCUCAGAGCUUAUCUACUGACUCUUUGAGGGAAGACAUCUGCUCUCUGUUCUCAAUGCCUCCCUUCUACUACUUGGCUUCAAAUGAUCUUUAAAGACUCUGUUUCAUUUUUCUUAUAUCCUUUGGUGCCAUGAGAUCUCUACAUGACCAAACCUUGUGAGUUUUGCUAUUGGCAGAAGUGGGGGAGCGGGGGGGAGGGGGAGAGGAAAAAAGCAAUCAGCAUAAGUUAAAUGCUCUUUUAUCGUGAAGAAGUGAAUUAAACUUUUCUGACAGUAAUAAUUACUUCAGAUAUUCAUGCCACAACCCAUUUUAAACCAACACCACCUGAAACAUUCUAGAUCUAAGGAAAGAGUACAUCUCAAUUAUGAGGAAAGAGCAACUUUAACCACGUACUACUGUCAUUAGCUUUCUUGCCAUACUAUCCUUUGGGAUAUGAGUUUGCAUCCUUCUGAAGCAAAGUCUCAGUGUUUCAUUUUUAGUGGUUUGUUACUAGUUUCUUCUCUUGGUGAAGAAGGUUGUCUUUGCUGUCUGUAUAUGUCCAUGCCAUUUUCUGUCCAGUUUAAUUAUACAAGCUGAAGAGCAGCAGGAACAGAAUUCCUGUUACAGCUAGGUACAGAAUACAGUUUACUACCACGCUGUACUUAAUGAAAAAUAUAUUCCCUUAUAUCAACAAUUAAAAUGGCUUUGUCAUAUGAUCCAUACUCUACAGACUUUUUUCAGCUAAGUAUGAAAGUUACAUGCAAAUAGACAGACUUUGUUACAUCUUUUUGUUAUAUUUUGUUCCAAACAAAGAAUGUAAAAUAAAUAGAGAGGAUGACUUUUAGAAUUACAUAGUCUACCCAGAGGCACCAAAAUACCAAACUUUGACUUUAUUCUCCUGCUGUGAACAUGCUAUUAUUAUAAUCUAACCUGGAUUCAUCUACCAAACCGUAGUAAGAUUGUGUGGAAUAAUUUAGAAGGGUAUUUUAGGCAUACUCAGCUCUCAAAGCCUAUUCCAGCUCUUCUCUCUGGUAGCAUUAUGCAAGGUAGAAGAUACAGAACAAACUCUGCAUUUGGGUGCUGUUCUUCUUCUGUGGUCACUUAUCACUGUAGUAUCUUUCCAGUGAUCACUAGAUUUGGUAGCUUUGAGUUAUUUCUUGUACUUAUUUAUCAUUAGAUCUACAGUAAUUUUCAGAGGCAGUAGCUUCUCAGCUGAAUCCAGCCCAGAGUUUACCUCUGGACCCUACCUCUGAAUUUUUUUUUUGCUUUUAUACAUUCAAUUCAGCUUGUCUUUUAAAUGUAUGUAGUGCUUCCUCUUUUUAAAAAGAUCAUUUAAAAGGAUGGGGCUUUUUUUAUUUAUAAUACAAAUUUUGUUGAGGGUUUUUUUCCUUUUUAAAAAUAGCCCAAUUUAAAAGUCCCAAGUGAUUUUGGCUGUUUCCAUUUAGCAUUGAUUUCUGUUCAAAAUAAUGGAAAGGAAAUUUCUCUCCUUAUUUAUCCUUUUCCUCCAACCUAAUCAAUACUUUGAAACAUAUCAAGUAUGGUCCUUUUCUUAAAGACUCUGUGACAAAUAGCAGUUUUACUUAAACAGGGUUUUAAACCCAAAAGAUACUUUCUUCUAAUCACAAAGGAAGUCAUAUUUUCUGGCUCAGCUGAUGACCAAUAGCUGUUUAAACCCUGUUAUUAAAUAUAUUUCAAUAAUAAAGGAAUUUCAAAUGUUGCGGUCCUAGUUCUGUAAUUACACAAAAGACCAAACAGUGAAAAUAUGUUCAGGGAUUCAAGAAAGUCAUCCCACCAACUUCAUAGUUAAUCCCAUUUUUAUUGUUUGCUAAACUACAUGAGAAUCUUUUCAUUGUUACAAAGCUUACUUUUCAAUAACACAGCUGCUUCAGUCACUGGCUUGGCAUGGCUCAAAAGCUUCUUAGCAUAGACAUAAUUACCACCAUGUUUUGAAACUCUUGGGGGCUCUUUAAUGUGGAGCUUCAAUAGCUUGUCUUACUAUACAUUAUUUGGUUUGCUCAUGAUUGGAAAUGCUAACAACCUGCAUCAAUGUUCACUUGUGAGACACCGCAUCACCACCAUCCAUAUAGCAAAACCCAUGCAGGAAGAGUUACAUUUCAUCAUCUCUCAGCUCUGGAACAGGAGCAAAGCUAUCUUAACAUGCGAGUGAAAUCAGCUUUACACGGCAUGUUAGGGCUUGAUAGUAUUUUUAAUACCAACUCCCAAGGCAAUUACCUACUACAUUAUUUUUAUUUCUAUUACUGUAUAAUUUCUUAGGUUUAGUGUAGUAUUUAUAGCUCAGGACUCCACUGCACUAUUGCCAUCUUGUUCUGAGGUUUCAUUUACAAAUAACUUGCAAUCUACACAGAAGACAAUAGGCAAAUCGGAGAAAGCAGGAAUCUUAUUACCAGGAAUAGCUCGAAUGAAAAAGAAAGAUAAUACACAUUGCAUGACUGCACAGCAAGGCUUUAAGUUCAAGAUGUCGCCCAAAGGAAGUCUCCCCCCAAAAUAAUACGACUUCUGUCCCAGAGAUGAAGAACAAUGUCUUCAAUUCUCCACAGAAUAAGAUGUUCAACUACCUCAUGCCUCUUGGACAAUAAAUGAUGCCCUUAGACACAAACUAGCAUCCACUCAAAUGACAAAUACCUUUGUGAAGACUAGGUUAUAUUCUUUUCCUCGACUAAGUGAUAUGGCACAGAGAGUCCAAUAAGCCAGAGCUCCAGCACUCAGCUCCUCUUAGGCACCUGCUUUGAACUGCCUAGUACAUUUUCAAUAUGGAAAACAUCAAAUGCCACUAAGAUACUCAUGUCCCUUCAGUUCAACCAUUUGUAGUUUAAAUGGUCCUUAUCACCCAUGCAGUUUAACUGCAAGUCUUCCUCUAACUCAGUCUUGAAUUUUCAGCCAAGCAGGUCACUCCUUCCCUCAGCUAUACCUGUUGUGGGAACAGACCCACUCUGGGGACUGGUGUUCUCCCAGAUAUCCCCAUAGGAUGGCAAGUAUAUGCUGAUGGAGUAGGCCACCCACUUCCAAAGAAAGAAAAUUUUGGAUACAAGCUUAUUCAAGAUGCAGUAUCACCUGCCUGCUAAUUGUGCUGCUGUUUCAGUAACAAGCCAGUGGAAAGAACUGUGUGAAACAAAUAGCUGAUUUGACAGUUCUAGAAAAUAUUUUCUUGAAAGCCUUUUUGUAAUCUGAUAAAGGAAGCAGCUGUCAUACACUAGCAUCUCCCUCCUGCCCUUUCUUCCUGUCAGUGAAAGAGACCUGCCUGUGAUCCAUACGUUUUCAUCAAGCCACAGAAAGUCAGCACCAAGGAAAGAGAUUCUCUAUUUCCUUUGUACUCCUGCUGUCAUUCAGCAGACUAAUUCUUCAUGUACUUGUCACUGUUCUAAAGCUACAUUACUAAAACUCCAGAAAUUUAGAUUUCUGGUAGAAACAGUGGGUCUUUCAUGGGCAACAGUCCAAAAAGCACUAGUGCUAUUUAGUGUUCGGCCCUUGUUGUCAGUCUUUCUUGUGUUCUGUCAUGUCCUGAGGCAUACACCCUGGCAACACUUGAAAGACAUCUUACCCUGGUGAGGGAUUUUGCAGGAAAUCCAAGAUCAAACGUGAUAUUUUAAAUAUAGAAUGCAGGAGAAAUACUUGGCUGUUACUAUUGUACAUGUUCCCUAACUGCACGUGCAAUGUAUGUUGUAUGUAAUUUUCCCAGAGGAAAUUCAAUAUAAUUGGUCAUUUCUUUCAGCAAAAUACUACUUAAAUGCUAUUAUUUAAAAAGGUCAAACCCGAACAUUUUGUAUAUACAUCUACUUCUUACACUAUUGUUUUAACAUGAAUUAAGUUUACUUUGUACUGUUAGAUUGUAGAAGGCCACAUAGAAAGUUCUUUUGCUUUUAAUGUCUCUUUUGCAGUUCUUCCAAUUCAAACAGCAUCAAUUAGCUGAUACUUGCUUUUAUAGGAGUAGGUACUUUUCAUUCAUAUCCUGGAUUGAUUCAUUAAGUUUCAUGAGGCAUUGGCAAACAUUUAGGAAUUUCUCUCCUAAGAACCAGAUUUAAACUGUAGACCAGCAAUUUCAAAAGCGAUGAGACUUAUAAAUGUUUUAUUUGCAGUGCCCUGUUAAAAGAUUUUCAAAUGGGCCUGAAGGACUCAGAUAUAAGACAGUUAUCACAGCUCAAAUGACAGUAUAUAAUCAACCUGCAGAAAUUGUGUGCACUCUGAUGAGCCUCUUGGAGCAGUAAAAUAAGUGUGUUCUAAUACACUUUAUUUUCUCAGGACUAAUAUUUAUGGUCCGCAGAUCAGCUCAUGUGCAAGAACUCAACCUCCUUAAAGGCCAACAUGAUGUUUCAGAUUAGACCCUCAAACAAGUUUGGAGUCUUGGCUAUAGUACAGGGAAACAGAUCUUCUAGAGACACUUCCAGAAACUUUCCUCCACAGGAAAAGUUUUUCAGUCUAUCUGCCUCUGGUUUAUAGCCAUGUUCCUGUUCGUGACUCUGGCCUGACCUAGCUUAUAGGUGGAAAGUUAAGCUGUUAGAAUAUCAAGCUAAACUGUUUAUAAUACAUCACAGAAGUCAGAAACAGGACCUUGAAAUGACCUUACUAGGUUCAUAUCUAUAUACAAGCUGAAAGCAGCAUAUAGACUAUUUUAAGCAAAGCUGGCCAGAAAUCACCAUACAGGAAGGCAUCUGUGAGCUGCUUGGACACCUAAAUCAUUACAGAUUUACUAAGCCAAUAUUAGCUGGUACAUGAGAAAGCCUGCCAUUCUCACUUCUUUUAGAGAAAAGGUACAAUGUAGUGCAGGAUACUGCAAAACAGUUGGGAAAUCUUCUUAGAACUUAAUCAGCUGAGCACUUAAGCACUUGCCCCCCUCUAAUCCAUAUUCUCAAAGGACAGGUUUUGCUGACAAUCAGCCAAGACCACUCAUACUGACCGAGCAGGCACACAUGUGUUCCUUAGCUGUGAUUAGAUAUACAAUUACUUGGUUUUGCCUGCUUAAGCUUAACUGGGGAAUGACAAGACUUGCAAGCCAUGCCAUGCACAGAGAAACUUUUCCUAGGCCAAAAAAGGUCAGAUUUUUGCACAUUUUUCCUACUAAAAGUUAAAUCAAUGUAGGACCAAGAUCCUCAGCCAGUGAUUAAUUUGUACAGUGGUACUGUUCACUGCCCGAGACUGAAUUUAGAUACAACUACACGCAUCAGAGACUACUAUAUAGAGAACUAGAUGGCAGAUAAAGACAUUCGAACCAGUAGAAAAACCUAACAGUGUAAUAUAGCUGCUUUUAAGUACAGAAUUUGAUCAGAAUUUGCAAUUUAAAAACAGAAUAUGUCUAGACAAAUUGCAAUCACUGUAUGACUAACCUAGUAGAAGCACACAGAAACAGAAGACAGCCAAAAGACUAAGUAACAGAGAUACCAUUAUUGUAUUCAGUGCAACUGUCCUUCUUAUAAGAACACAUAGGUGUCUAGAUGCAAGUGGUUGGGAUGGAGCCAAGAAGGGGGGAGGCUUAAGCCUCAGUCCAGCAGUGCAGCCGUCAUGUAUGUAAAGCCAUUACUGUCAUUAGUUUUCAUGGUGUGAACAGUGGGCCUUUUUUUACCUAAGCACCAAUGGCAAGAUUGGGCCACCUGUGUGCUUUGCUUUCCUCCUUUUUAAAGGUGUUUCUUUUGCCACCAUACUAAAAGUUGCUUAAUUUCUUUAAUAAGGGAACAGAAUAAAUUCAGUGAACUAAGAAAACUACUAAGCCUUAAGCUGGCUCUCAAAGGUGUCAUGUUGUUUCUUGGUCACUGCCAAGAAGCCUCAAAACUUGCAGGUGACCUGCAUUUGUAAUUUAUGUUGCACUCUCUGUGAGCCUAUCUGCAAGACUUAGCUUUUGUUUCCUAUGGGUAGUAUCAGUUAAAGGGAGAAUGUCCAAAUAGUACAUUUUGAAAAUAACUUCUAAUAGGUCUAAUGAAGAUUUGCCUUACAAAUAAAAGCUUUAUAGUGAGCAUUUACUUGGUUUACACCAGUGUUUUACUUAAUUUUUAAUGCCUUUUUAUAGCAGUGACUAGACUUUACCUUAGAUAAAGGUACCUCUGUAUAGGAAAUAUUUUAAUAUUUUUACCAGUUUUUUUAAUUUUCAUAGAAUAUAAGUGUAUAUUGUAAGGCGAGAAAUUCAACUUUGAUGUAACAAGGUUAUCACACAAGACCUAUUUCUCCAUUAUAAGAUUUUGUAGUCAGCCAGUCUAGUUCAAUAAUAUGUUGGCCUUUGAUUAUAAAUGUAAAAAUGUGAUAAAGGAGAAUAAAACAUUAUCUACAGCUAAAUGCACAUUGUAGCACAAUAUUCUCCAUUGCUGCCUUAAUCUCAUAAAGGGAAGUCAUGUGUUUUUAAUUUAUAUCCUAAAAACCAAAAAAGUUCAGAGCAUUCUUUGGCUGCAAUUUUGUGUUGUUAGACAACUUAACAUUAAACCAAAUGUGUUAGUGUCCAGUAGGUCUACUUCCGAAGCAAGAGAUCACAUUGCAGUUUUCAGGAAUAAGUUUUCGUAGGAGUUCAAAACACACCAACAGUAAAAAUGAUCUCCAAAAGCUCCCCAGUGACCAAAAAUGUCCAAACACAGCCACCACAUUUCCAUUCCUGAUGCCAUUAAUUAUGCAAUCUGCAGGUCCAUUUGACUUUUUUUUGUAAGUCUUUGGUUAUCUGGGGGAAAAGGCAUUUCUUUUUUUUUUUUUUUUUGCAAGGGAGACACAUGCCCAUGUGUGUAAUUAGAAACAACUACAUUUCUUAUAAAUAUGGAUAUGGAUGUGUGUGAUGUGUGCUGGUUAACUAUACUUAAAAUGCUGAUAAAGAUGGUGAAUGUAAAGUAUUUGUCUUCAUUCGUCUGUCUUUCUGUGAUCAGUGUAAAUAAGAACUGUUUUAAGCUGUGUAUUAAUGUAACAGAUUAUUCCAAUAUUGUGUAUAAAAUUAUUUAAAUAAAAUCUGAUAAAUAUGCACAUAAAAAGAGUAUAAAGAAAAGUCUUAUGUACCAAGAAUUUACUUAUGACAGUCAAUUAAAAGCUG